Molecule: messenger RNA, 201 nt
Organism: Pleurotus ostreatus (oyster mushroom)
Lineage: Eukaryota; Fungi; Basidiomycota; Agaricomycetes; Agaricales; Pleurotaceae
Exons: 2
Coding region: 1-201 (66 amino acids)
Source: RefSeq, a predicted model, not a curated record
AUGGCCGGCGCUACACUUGACGUUAUGUGGUGGUGCGAUGAUACCAAGCGCAUGAUUGUACGCUUGGACAAACGUGACGCCAUGAAAGUCAUGGCCGCUAUAGCUGCCUCUAACUCAGGACCUCGUAUGACUGUCAUCAGCGACACAGCGUUUCUACCUGCUCUGACAGCAAUUGUCGGCGCUGAACCACUACCAUCCUGA